GCUAGGAGGAGGAAGUCUGCUUAUCUUGUCCGAGCCUUAGCAGCGCGUCAGGGAAGUUCGAGUCGUCUCUUAUCGAGCACGAACGGAUUUGUUGUAUCGUCGUAGUAUAGAUCCUGUUGUUUUACGAAACAAUGGAAAACUUUUCCCGGACUACCUCCUGGAGAAUUUCCUCACCGAUUUGGACCCUUAGUUUGUUCUUAGUCGCUGCUGUAUGUAAGGCAUCCGAGUACGAGUACCUGAGCUGGAACGGGGGACACAGCUACGGUAAAACCCAGCAGUGUAUUGACAUUCCUGAGGAUCUUAGAUUAUGCCACAAUGUAGGCUACCAACAGAUGCUACUGCCCAAUUUAUUAGAGCAUGAGAGUAUGGCCGAGGUCAAGCAACAAGCAGGCAGCUGGGUGCCUCUGGUUCACAAGGCUUGCCAUCCGGGUACCCAGGUGUUUCUUUGCUCUCUCUUUGCCCCAGUGUGCAUGGACCGACCCGUGUACCCGUGCCGCGGGUUUUGCGAGGCGGUCCGUGACAGCUGCACUCCCAUCAUGGAGGCAUUUGGCUUCCCCUGGCCCGAGAUGCUUACCUGCAGCAAAUUUCCUGUGGGUGAUGUGUGCAUUGCACAAGUGAAUGAAACCAGUGCCUCACAGUCACCGAUGUCUGGGCCCUCUCCUGUGUGCCCUCCAUGUGAUAAUGAACAGAGCAUAGAUGCUAUCCUGGAGCACAUGUGUGCGAGUGAAUUUGCCAUUAAGACCAAGAUUAAGGAGGUGAAAAAGGAGAAUGCAGACCGAAAAGUAAUUCUACAGAAGAGAAAGAAGGCUGUGAAGCUUGGCAAUUUGAACAAGAAUGACCUGAAAAAGCUUGUGCUUAUCCUGAAGAAUGGGGCGGACUGUCCUUGUCAGCAGCUGGACAAUCUGGGGACCAACUACUUGAUUAUGGGUCGCAAAGUGGGCAAACAGUACCUUCUGACCGGCAUCCACAAAUGGGACAAAUCUGGCAAGUUCAGGAAGGCCUUGAAGAAACUGAAAACCCACAAGUGCCCUGCUUUUGAAGCCGUCUUCUAAUGGAGUAGUGCCACAUCUUGCACCAUUACUUUGAGAACCGGAGCAAAAUAGUUUCCUUUUUAUAAUAGUUUGUUUUGUUAUACACACAAAGCUGUAUGGUCGAAUUAUUCACAUUAAUAUGCAGUGUAUUGCUUUCAUUAGGAUUUUACUUCACUCGUUUGCCUAAGUGGAUUGUGUUGUAUCUUUAGUAUGAAUAUUUUCCUAUUUUAAUUGUUCCAUGUUAACACUGGUAAUGGAUAACUUACAGUAUAUAGUGAUAUAUAUAUAGUGAUAAAUUAUGUUGGAAGUGUGAAUAUUCAUAUAUUAUAGAAAUGUUUUCUUCAUUUACCAAGGCAAUUUCAUUUUACGCUCAGUUUAAUCUAUAAUGGUCUGAUAUGGCUCAUUUAAAUGUAUAAACCCUAUGAUAUCAAAUUACCACAGUAUUUACAUACUUCUAUACAGUUUACAUAUUUUUUUUGUACAAAAUGCUUUUAAUCUCCUGGGUAUAUUCGCCAUCUGGUGCAUGUAUUUGUUUGAACAGCUGUUUUUAACCAGUGCCUCACUGACUGGAGCUUUGUGUGUCAAUUUACACUCGCUCUUGCGGCAAUGCAGUGUAUGACGGCGAUUCCUCAUUUGUUUCAGAUGCCCAUUCAGUUUCAUUAAAAAAAAAAUGGGGUUGAGUUACCACACAAACGGCA
This is a messenger RNA of Alosa alosa (allis shad), 1729 nucleotides long. It is a transcript of the gene sfrp1b, whose product is annotated as secreted frizzled-related protein 1b. Gene Ontology annotation, molecular function: Wnt-protein binding. Gene Ontology annotation, biological process: non-canonical Wnt signaling pathway; negative regulation of canonical Wnt signaling pathway; canonical Wnt signaling pathway. The record is from RefSeq and is a predicted model, not a curated record. The transcript has 3 exons. Bases 132 to 1052 code for a protein of 306 amino acids. Lineage: Eukaryota; Metazoa; Chordata; Actinopteri; Clupeiformes; Clupeidae.